Molecule: messenger RNA, 6127 nt
Organism: Coregonus sp. 'balchen'
Lineage: Eukaryota; Metazoa; Chordata; Actinopteri; Salmoniformes; Salmonidae
Source: the annotation of a GenBank genome assembly
GCAGUUUUGAGAUUGAGAUCAAUGGGAAAGUAGUCUUCUCCAAGCUUGAAACAAGCGGCUUCCCAUAUGAAGACGACGUAAGUUGUUAAGUUCUUACAAAGCUGGCAUUUUAAUGUCUGACCCACUGUCUGUGUGUCAACUGCCAAUGACUAGCGCCAUUGACACAAGAUGUCUUAUCCCCCUGCAGGUCAUGGACGCUAUCCAGAAAGCCCAUGAUGGCAAGCCAGUGGAGAAGAUCACCAAGAGCCGCCCGCCUUGUGUCAUCCUGUAGAUCUCCUCUCCUUCUAUCCUCCAACCCUGGCCCUCUCCUGACAGCAGCAUGCUGAAGACAGGACGCUGCACUCCCAUCACUGCCACUGUCAUCACUCACUCAGCCUUUGCACUAACCGGGCAUGAGGGUGACACACAACUCUCUGUUGAAACUACACUAGCAGAGUUGGACUAAGACCACUGAAGCCGCUGUCUUUGAUUUAGAGUACAACCUGUCGUAAGGUUUUGUUGUACCUUCUCUCUCCCCUCUCUCUCUGCUCUCAUUGCGGUGUUCCAGGACUUAUAUGAUUACUGUAGCCCAAAGCUGAAAGGUUGAUAGUAUGAUAACCCCAGUCCUGGUAGCUCCUAUGUUAUGGGAUCAGAGAAAGGGAGGAGACCGUAAGAUGGAGGGGCAAACGGGUUGGGGGGGAACACCCUGUUAUAUUCCGAAAGCCUCAUUGCCUGGCAGACAGUUACUGCCUGAUUGUUCUAAUUCCUCUCAAGAAGGGAAGGAGCUAAAUUAUUUUCAGCCCUCUGUGAAAAUAAUUAAAGCUCUAAGCGUCAUAAGCCCUGUUUCACAACUUGUAUCCUGUACCCUACUAUGCUGAUGAACGUGCUGCUUAAACCUGUCACUGUCAAUGCAAUGUUUGUCAAUUGAUUUAAUAAGAUGUGUUCUAAAGUCUAUGAAAUGGAGACACUUUAAACUAGGUGGAAACUUAUACUUUUUACAAGGUUUUUUGUGUGUCAGUUCUGUCAUUACAACUUUUGUUUAUUUUUAAAACUAGUGUAUCUCUAUCGGAACUUGGAUGUAAUAUAUAUUAUUAUUUUUUGUCCAUUUUAUAGCUAAUCUGCCUGGAGCAUUCCAGGCAGUGUCUUUAACAGUGAACUAGGUUUCUCUUUAGCCGAAAUGUGAGAAACACCGUAGUAGCCAAACCUCUUGUGAAUUCGCAAUUGUAUACUGCCACUGAAUCAUAGAUAAUGCAUUUUCAUUGACUCUGUGGCUUUUAUAUAUGAUCAGCUUUACUAUUAGUAGAGCUGACCUUGCAAGUAGAUAAAUCCUUAGUUGUUUUGAAGGCCAUCUCUCACUGGUCUGUCUAUCACUAACGACACCUCAUCAGCAUCUGUUUAUGCGCACAGUUUAUUGAAUAUCAUCUCUGAAUAUUAUUUUUCCCGUUGCCCAGGGCUGUCAAGUAUAAUACCCAUUGGGAGAACUUCUAUCACAAAAUAAAAUUAAGGAUUAUUUAACUGUAUAAAUAUGUUAGUAUUGUCUUUCUUAACGUGUCAUGUUCAAAACGACUUAACAUAUGUUUUUUCUUCUUUGUUUCACUUCAGUAAUAACUACUCAACUCCAUAAGAAUGGAAAAACAAUUGAAAUCUAAAGUGCUAUGUAACAACAUACUAACAUGUUAUUAUUAGAGUAUUGGCUCAUUCACAGGUCUGAACUGUUCUUACAGUACAUCCCCAUGGCAACAAAGCACCUCAGGUGUGUUACUCAGGUAAGUCUCAGUAAUUACUCUCUUGUUGAUGCUCACAUUCAGACAUCUAAUACCACUGUCAUGUGAUCAUUCUAUGGGGGGGAACAGGUGUUUGUGUGCUGUUGGCUACACCCACGCUGUAAUGUCAACACAGCCAGCCAUGACAACCGCAGCAGGAAGAGAAGAGCCUUUGGAGCAAGAAGCAUCUUGGUAAGUUUCAUACAUUGCAUCUUCAUUGAUCAAACCCUGUUGACUGGCUACAGUAUAGUGUGUCCGAGUGUUUUUUCCUGUAUUGAAUGUGUUAAGCAGGGUUGGGGUCAAUUUCAUUUUAAUUAAUUACAUUCAGGAAGUACACUGAAAUUAUAAUUCCACAUUGAAUAGAGUUUGAAGACAAUUGCAAUUUAAAUUUCAUUUUUCUUCCUGAAUUGGCUGGUGUUAAGUUCAAAAUACCACUGCCAUCAAGCUAGUUAUGUACUUCUGCUAACUGAAAUGUUUCCAACUCACUCUGAGUAGGAAUAGAUCCUCUCAGAUAUUACAUUUUGUGGAGGUGUUGUUCCUUCAUGUUAUGGUCUUGACACAGUACACACAUGGAAUCCAAUACCCUGCCCAGCUAUAUUAUUGUCUCAAUACAUGUUUCAAUGUUUUUCUAGAACUUAUCCAUUACUGAAGAACAGGAUAGAAACUUGAAAUAACUCAGGAUGAUGAGCCUUUGGAGACUUGAUUGUCAAUGGUUUUUGUUUUUGCAAUGUUUCAUUGUUUGUUUUACCUGAAAAAACAGUUAACUAUCAUCUAGUAACUUGUCUGUUUCAGUUGAUCACUGUCCCAACCCUACCUGGGACAGUAAACCUGUAUUCCAAUAUACCCUUUUUAGACUUACUCAUGACUAAGGAGGCAGGUUACGAUUGCUCCUAUUGUGUUUUCAUAUUGAGGUUUCUUACUCCUCCCACCUCAGUCAGCCAGGCAAAACACCUUUACAUCAGCGAAGCACAUUCAAGAAGAAAGGAGUGAGAAGAAGAAUCUGAGUCAAAAGCCAUGGGUGUGGUGCAGAUCAGAGUGGAAUACUGGUAGGUUUAUAUUAAUUUAAAUUUGGGAGGAUGCGUUUGUUUUACGGAGGCCGGAAACUAUGGAAAUCAUGGAAAUUAUAUGGAAAUAUGGCAACUGCCAUACCUUUUAACACUCAGAUUGAGUCUGUAUGUUGGAUAUUUUAUGCUGUUUUAAUUAUUCAUCACUGUUUUGGGUUUUCUUAUCACUGUUUUAGUGGCCAAUGAGGGUACGAGCCCCGCUACAAGAAACUUCAGCAGGCUGUCGCUGUGGGGUUUCCUGAGGCGGAGGUGUCAGGCUUUGUAGGACGAAAAGGUCAGCUGGAUACCCAUCAAUCACAUUUAUUUUAUAAAGCCCUUUUUACAUCAGCAGCUGUCACAAAGUGCUAUACAGAUACCCAGCCUAAAACCCCAAAGAGCAAGCAAUGCAGAUGCAGAAGCACAGUGGCUACAGUGAAAUGUAUUGUGCAAAUGUUGUAAUAUUUACCUAUUCUUUUGGUAAAAUACCAGUUUUCACCCUGUUUUGUGUAUGUGUCUGUCAAGGUUGAACCUACAUAUUGUUUUGAAAGAUAAGUGUGAUGCUGUUGGUUCUACAGGCACUUGAGUUGAGUGUUAAAACUGGUUUUUCACCUACUCCCAAUCUGUAACAAACAUAGUUUUGGCUUCGUUAGGACAUCACGUUGUGAGUAAUUUCCAACAAUUGUUUAAGCAGUAUUUCACUUAAUUUGCUGAUCCAUCCUUCAGAAGUUUACAUCACUAAGUUGAUGUGCCUAAACAGCUUGGAAAUUCCAGAAAAUGAUGUCAUGUGCCUGAUAGGCUAAUUGACAUAUUUGAGUCAUUGAGGUGUCCGUGGAUAUUUCAAGGCCUACUUCAUUAGUGCUCUUUGCUACAUAUGGGAAAUCCAAGAAAUCAGCCAGAUCGAAAAACUUUGUAGACACAAGUCUUUUCCUUGGGAGCAUUUCAAACGCCUUAAGGUACCACAUUCAUCUGUACAAAUAACAGUACGCAAGUAUAAACACCAUGGGACCACGCAGCCGUCAUACCGCUCAGGAAGGAGACGCGUUCUGUCUCCUAGAGAUGAACGUACUUUGGUGCGAAAAGUGCAAAUCAAUCCCAGAACAACAGCAAAAGACCUUGUGAAGAUGCUGGAGGAAACAGGUACAAAAGUAUCUACAGUAAAACAAGUCCUAUAUCGACAUAACCUGAAAGGCCGCUCAGCAAGGAAGAAGCCACUGCUCCGAAACCGCCAUAAAAAAGCCAGACUACGGUUUGCAACUGCACAUGGGCACAAAGCUUGUACUUUUUGGAUAAAUGUCCUCUUGUCUGAUUAAACAAAAAUAUAACUGUUUGGCCAUAAUGACCAUCAUUAUGUUUGGAGGAAAAAGGUGGUUGCUUGCAAGCCGAAGAACACCAUCCUAACCGUGAAGCACGGGGUGGCAGCAUCAUGCUGUGGGGGGGGGGGGGGGGGCUUUGCUGCAGGAGGGACAGGUGCACUUCACAAAAUAGAUGGCAUCAUGAGGAAGGAAAAUUAUGUGGAUAUAUUGAAGCAACAUCUCAAGACAUCAGUCAGGAAGUUAAAGCUUGGUCGCAAAUGGGUCUUCCAAAUGGACAAUUACCCCAAGCAUACUAACAAAGUUGUGGCAAAAUGGCUUAAGGACAACAAAGUCAAGGUAUUGGAGUGGUCAUCACAAAACCCUGACCUCAAUCCUAUAGAAAAUCUGAGGGCAGAACUGAAAAAGCAUGUGCGAGCAAGGAGGCCUACAAACCUGACUCAGUUACACCAGCUCUGUCAGGAGGAAUGGGCCAAAAUUCAUCCAACUUGUGGGAAGCUUGUGGAAGGCUACCCGAAACGUUUGACCCAAGUUAAACAAUGUAUAGGCAAUGUUACCAAAUACUAAUUGAGUGUAUGUAAACUUCUGACCCACUGGGAAUGUGAUGAAAGAAAGAAAAGCUGAAAUAAAUCAUUCUCUCUACUAUUAUUCUGACAUUUCACAUUCUUAAAAUAAAGUGGUGAUCCUAACUGACCCAAGACAGGGGCUUUUUAUUUGGAUAAAUGUCAAGAAUGUGAAAAAAUGAGUUUAAAAUUUUUUGGGUAAGGUGUUGAAACUUCCGACUUCAAAAUGUAAGUGUGAUUUGGGCCCUUUUUGGGGGGGGUUUUGUUUUCCCCGGGCCCCCAAAAAAAAGGGGGGGAAACCCCCUUGAAAUUUUGGGAAAAAUUUUUUAAAAAACGGGGGUUUUGGUCUUUCCCAAAUGGAAAAAUGGGCCCCAGGUAAAAGUUAGUAUGUUUGCUUACCUGACAGUAAACUGUAUGGGUCAAUAUACUUUUAGACUUACUCAGACUAAGGCAGUUACGAUUGCUCCUAUUGUGUUUUCAUAUUGAGGUUUCUUACUCCUCCCACCUCAGUCAGCCAGGCAAAACACCUUUACAUCAGCGAAGCACAUUCAAGAAGAAAGGAGUGAGAAGAAGAAUCUGAGUCAAAAGCCAUGGGUGUGGUGCAGAUCAGAGUGGAAUACUGGUAGGUUUAUAUUAAUUUAAAUUUGGGAGAAUGCGUUUGUUUUACGGAGGCCGGAAACUAUGGAAAUCAUAUGGAAAUAUGGCAACUGCCAUACCUUUUAACACUCAGAUUGAGUCUGUAUGUUGAUAUUUUAUGCUGUUUUAAUUAUUCAUCACUGUUUUGGUUUUCUUAUCACUGUUUUAGUGGCCAAUGAGGGUACGAGCCCCGCUACAAUAAACUUCAGCAGGCUGUCGCUGUGGGGUUUCCUGAGGCGGAGGUGUCAGGCUUUGUAGGACGAAAAGGUCAGCUGGAUACCCAAUCAAUCACAUUUAUUUUAUAAAGCCCUUUUUACAUCAGCAGCUGUCACAAAGUGCUAUACAGAUACCCAGCCUAAAACCCCAAAGAGCAAGCAAUGCAGAUGCAGAAGCACAGUGGCUACAGUGAAAUGUAUUGUGCAAAUGUUGUAAUAUUUACCUAUUCUUUUGGUAAAAUACCAGUUUUCACACCUGUUUUGUGUAUGUGUCUGUCAAGGUUGAACCUACAUAUUGUUUUGAAGAUAAGUGUGAUGCUGUUGUUUCUACAGGCAGCUUUGAGUUGGAGAUCAACGGGGAGCUGGUCUUCUCCAAGCUGGAAACAGGUGGCUUCCCCAUGGAAAAGGAUGUGAGUACCGGAAGCGUUCUCCUCUGAAGUUGCAGAACGGUCAACUUCAGCCAGUUUGUUCACUGAAAUUGACACAAAUGUUGUGAAAUUGACGCAAAUGGUCUCAACAAUGUGUAUGCCCCUUCAGGUCAGGGACGCUCUCCAGAACACCUAUGAUGGCAAGCAAGUGGAGAAGUGGACCAGAAAUCGCCCACCUUGUGCCAUCCUG